Phycodurus eques (leafy seadragon) is the source of this 1977-nucleotide messenger RNA. RefSeq names its product oocyte zinc finger protein XlCOF6-like. The record is from RefSeq and is a predicted model, not a curated record. Lineage: Eukaryota; Metazoa; Chordata; Actinopteri; Syngnathiformes; Syngnathidae. Gene Ontology annotation, biological process: regulation of transcription by RNA polymerase II. The transcript has a single exon. Gene Ontology annotation, molecular function: DNA-binding transcription factor activity, RNA polymerase II-specific; RNA polymerase II cis-regulatory region sequence-specific DNA binding. The coding region runs from base 166 to 1023 and encodes 285 amino acids.
AGAACACACACUAGUGAGAAACUUUUUUCCUGCGCAGAUUGCGGUAAAAGAUUCUCUGCGAAGGAAAACUUAAAAGGUCACACAAGAACCCACACUGGUGAGAAACCUUUUUCUUGCUCAGUUUGCGGUCAAAGAUUCUCUUGGAAGGGAGACUUAAAAAGACACAUGAGAACCCACACUGGUGAGAAACCUUUUUCUUGCUCAGUUUGCGGUCAAAGAUUCUCUUGGAAGGGAGUCUUAAAAAUGCACAUAACAACCCACACUGGUGAGAAACCUUUUUCCUGCUCAGUUUGUGGCCAAAGAUUCUCUGUAAAGAGUCACUUAAAAAGUCACACAAGAACCCACACUGGUGAGAAACCUUUUUCCUGCUCAGUUUGCAGUAAAAGAUUCACUCAGAAGGGACAUUUAAAUACACAUACAAGAACCCACACUGGUGAGAAACCUUUUUCCUGCUCAGUUUGUGGUAAAAGAUUUGCUUGUAAGGGACACUUAAAUAAACACAAUAGAAUACACACUGGUGAGAAACCUUUUGCCUGCGCAGAUUGCGGUCAAAGAUUCAUUAACAAGGAAAGCUUUAAAAUACACACACUAACCCACACUGGUGAGAAACCUUUUUCCUGCUCAGUUUGUGGUAAAAGAUUCUCUGCGAAGGGAGACUCAAAAAUACACACAAGAACACACACCGGUGAGAAACCUUUUGCCUGUGCAGAUUGCGGUCAAAGAUUCUAUGCGAAGGCAAACGUUAAAAAACACACAAGAACCCACACUGGUGAGAAAGCUUUUGCCUGCGCAGAUUGCGGUCAAAGAUUCUCUGCGAAGGAAAUCUUAAAAAAACCCACAAGAACCCACACUGGUGAAAAAGCUUUUGCCUGCUCAGUUUGUGAUAAAAGAUUCUCUGAAAAGAGUACCUUAAAAGGUCACACAAGAACCCACAUUGGUGAGAAACCUUUUUGUUGCUCAGUUUGCGGUCAAAGAUUCUCUUGGAAGGGAGACUUAAAAAGACACAAGAACCCACACUGGUGAGAAACCUUUUUCUUGCUCAGUUUGCGGUCAAAGAUUCUCUUGGAAGAGAACCUUAAAAAUACACACAAUAACACACACUGUUGAGAAACCUUUUUCCUGCUCAGUUGCAGUUAAAGAUUCACUCAGAAAGGACAUUUAAAAAUAUACACAAGAGACUGGGUUUUCUCCGGGCACUCCGGUUUCCUCCCACCUCCCAAAAACCUGCAUGGUAGGUUGAUUGAGGACUAAGCGGUAAAGAAAAUGGGUGGAUGGACAGUAAAGUGUGCUGUAUGUAAUGAUUUAGACAGAACAUUGUUGGGUUUCCAAAAGAUACAGUAGCUAUCAUUUUUGACAUUUUGUUGUCAAUACGUGGCUUCCAACAGAGCUUGGCAUCGAUAAUCACGCCAAGAAAUUUAUUAUGUUAAACGUUUUCUAUCUUAAUGGAAUGUACUGUGGGUUUAACCUGGUGUCUUAUUUGUUUAGUGCCCCAAAUGAUCAAUUUAGUAUUGUUUAAAUGGAAUGAGAGCAAUUGUGGGGGGCUGGAGAUCAGUUUUAGGGGGGCUUGGACUAUGAACCUUCACCAUUAGCACAUAUUACCAAAUAUUUUUUGGGGGAGCUUGCUAAAUUUUUAGGGGGGCUAAAGCUAAAACAGCUAAACCCUAAACUAGGCCUAACGAUGCCAGUGGAUUACAGAUUUCUCUGAAUGGCUGUACUAUUCUCUCUAAAAUGCUUUUUACUAAUACAAAUAGCAAUAUCAAAACAAUCAGUGUUUUUAUUUUUGAGUUUUGACAAUAUCUAGUCGUUAUAAUUUAGACCAUUCACAAACAGAGGAUGUUUUUUAUUUAUGUAUUUGCUGGAACUGGAAUUUAUUUUGCUAGGUCACAACCAAUAUGGACUUUCUCUUUGUCAAGCCAGGUUUCUGAUAUUGCAAUUAUAUUAACUGCUUUGAAUUAAUUCAAAUCUUUAAUUUUAAGU